Messenger RNA from Carlito syrichta (Philippine tarsier), 3465 nucleotides. RefSeq names its product nuclear receptor binding protein 2 (gene NRBP2). Bases 302 to 1648 code for a protein of 448 amino acids. Gene Ontology annotation, biological process: endoplasmic reticulum to Golgi vesicle-mediated transport; protein phosphorylation; intracellular signal transduction. Gene Ontology annotation, cellular component: cytoplasm; endomembrane system. Gene Ontology annotation, molecular function: protein serine/threonine kinase activity; ATP binding. The record is from RefSeq and is a predicted model, not a curated record. The transcript has 15 exons. Lineage: Eukaryota; Metazoa; Chordata; Mammalia; Primates; Tarsiidae.
UGCCUGGCGUCCAAAGCACCUUCCUGGCCAUGGACACGGAGGAAGGGGUAGAAGUGGUGUGGAACGAGCUCCACUUCGGAGACAGGAAGGCCUUUGCAGCACAUGAGGAGAAGAUCCAGACUGUGUUUGAGCAGCUGGCACUGGUAGACCACCCCAACAUCGUCAAGUUGCACAAGUACUGGCUGGAUGCAUCAGAAGCCUGUGCGCGGGUCAUCUUCAUCACAGAGUAUGUGUCAUCGGGCAGCCUCAAGCAGUUUCUCAAAAAGACCAAGAAGAACCACAAGGCCAUGAACGCCCGGGUAUGGGGAGUGGGCUGGGACUGUGUGGGGACGGGGCUGGAACUGUGUGGGGACAGGAUGGUGUUUUGGGGUGGUCUUGGGGACAGGGAUGGUGCAGGGUCCCUGGGCAGCCUCGGGGCAGGGGCUGGGUGAGGGCGCUGGACGGGCUCCACAGGCCCAGCUGCCUCUCCUGCGCCCACCCGACGGAGUCGUGCGUCCGCCGCCAGGCCUGGAAGCGCUGGUGCACACAGAUCCUGUCAGCGCUCAGCUUUCUGCACGCCUGUAGCCCCCCCAUCAUCCAUGGGAACCUGACCAGCGAUACCAUCUUCAUCCAGCACAACGGCCUCAUCAAGAUCGGCUCUGUGUGGCACCGUAUCUUCUCCAAUGCACUUCCAGAUGAUCUCCGAAGCCCCAUACGCGCUGAGCGAGAGGAACUGCGGAACCUGCACUUCUUCCCACCAGAGUAUGGUGAGGUGGCUGAUGGGACUGCUGUGGACAUCUUCUCCUUUGGGAUGUGUGCACUAGAGAUGGCUGUGCUGGAGAUCCAGUCCAACGGGGACACCCGGGUCACAGAGGAGGCCAUUGCUCGUGCCAGGCACUCGCUGAAUGACCCCAACAUGCGGGAGUUCAUCCUUUGCUGCCUGGCCCGGGACCCUGCCCGUCGGCCCUCUGCCCACAGCCUCCUCUUCCACCGCGUGCUCUUCGAGGUGCACUCACUGAAGCUGCUGGCAGCCCACUGCUUCAUCCAGCACCAAUACCUCAUGCCUGAGAACGUGGUAGAGGAGAAAACCAAGGCCAUGGACCUGCACGCAGUCUUGGCAGAGCUUCCCCGGCCCCACCGGCCCCCACUGCAGUGGCGGUACUCUGAGGUCUCCUUCUUGGAGUUGGACAAAUUCCUGGAGGAUGUCAGGAACGGGAUCUACCCAUUGAUGAACUUUGCAGCUGCUCGGCCCCUGGGACUGCCCCGUGUGCUAGCCCCACCCCCUGAGGAGGCCCAAAAGGCCAAGACCCCAACACCAGAACCCUUUGACUCUGAGACCAGAAAGGUGAUCCAGAUGCAGUGUAACCUGGAGAGAAGUGAGGACAAGGCACGCUGGCAUCUUACUCUGCUUCUGGUGCUGGAGGACAGGCUACACCGGCAGCUGACCUAUGACCUGCUCCCAAGACGACCGGACAAAGCUGGCCACCUUCCUGGAGAGCACCUUCCUGAAGUACCGAGGGGCCCAAGCCUGACCCCCCCAUCAACCCCAGGGGACCAACCUGGCACAGCCAGGCUCAGGGUGGUCUCCUGGGGAAGAGCCCAGCAUAGCAUUGCCGAAUUGCCCUCUACUUUGUACCUGGGAGCUGAUGAACAGAGAUCCUGCCAGUGAGGAACCUCCUGCCUCCUGCAGAGUGAGGCUGACCCUACCUUCAGGCAGAGGGCACCCUGGGGUGGGGCCUAUCAGGGGGUGAGGGAGCCUGGGGUAGGGCUGGGGGGAGUGUUUAGGCCCCACAUAUUGUCCUUAAUGUCAGGAUUGCCCUGCCUACUCUGGCUUCCACAACUCAGCACCCUUUUCUUAUCCUCCAUUCUCCUAGCCAUAAGUCCUUCCCCAGGCUGCCCAGCCAGGGCCACUGAGUCCCUGCAGGGAGCCACAGUGCAGGGGUAGGGGAGUGGGGGGGGUGGGGGACUGGGGGCCAGUCCUGGACAGACCUCUGCCCAGGGAAUUACUCCAUCUGGUCUGGGAGAGCAUCGUGGUUGGCAGGCAUGUAGACCCACAUGAGGAGCCUGGACCUCAAGCCAGCGGUGGAGCACCUGCCGGUGUCAGGCGUGGCCCUGUAACCUAUCAGGAGAAACAGACGGUAGAGGCCCUGGAGUUGAUGCUGGCAUCAGCCAAGCCCCUGGGCCCACACAGGCCAGCCCCAGAACCCCUUCUCUGGCCCUCCUUUUGCUCUGAGACCAGGACUUGUGGCCCCCUCUGCAGACACUCUUCUCGUCCCUGCAGCUCCUCCAAUGGGUUGUUUUCUCUCCUGCAUUCCCUGGCCUGGACGGGUCAGGAAUCAGCAUCCUGUCUGCUCCCCAAACUCUCAUCCCUUUGAUUUACCUCCUGCACCUCCUUACUGGGGUAGUUGCUUCCUGGGGUCCUGAGGAUGUCAGCUUCUGCCUCCCUGUUUCCUUCCCACUCCACUCCUGUCUCAAUCUUAGACAUUUCAACACCUUGUGGAUUCUGCCCCCACCUCUCUAGCUUCUUAGUUUUUGGACUGCCUCUCCUUCAAUUUCAAAUUUAAACAGUUUUAAACAUUUAAAAUUGUAUGUAUAAAUUUAGUGCAUUCAGGUUUCUCUUUAAGCAUUUCAAAUGUCAAACCAGGAAAGUUCACCACCAUAUGAAUUCUGCCUAUAUUGCCGCUGUAAAAUUUACCACAAACUUAGUGGCUUAAAGCAACACAAACUUAUAAUCCUGUAGGUUAGAAGUCUGAUACAGAUCUCACUAGACUAAAAUCAAGGUUGGGAGGUUGUAUUCCUUCCUGGAGGUUCUGGGGGAGAAUCCAUUUCCUGCUCAUUCAUAUCCUUGCAGUGGUAGGGCCAAGGCCCCCAUUUUCUUUGCUGGCUGUAAACUGAGGUUGGUUCCAACUUGUAGAUGAUGCCCACUUUCCUUGGCUCUUGGCCCCUUUUUCCAUCUUCAAAGCCAGCAAGAACGGGCUGAGUCUGUGCCACAAAACAGCUCUCUGCAGCCAGGAAAGUCUCCUUAAGGAUUCAUGAGAUUAGGUUGGGCCCUCCCUCUCUCAAGAUUUUUAAUAUUAAUCACACCUACAAAAUACCUUUUGCCAUGUAAACUAACAUUCACUGGUUCUGGGAAUUAAGGAAUAGACCUCUUAUGGGGGGUGGAGAGGGGGAGUGGCAUUCUGCCUAUCCUACCACCCUAACCAAAAGACAAAAAACAAGUUACUAAGGCAUAUCAAAUAAAUGUAUACAUAUAGUGGAUCUCAAGUUAUCGUAAACAUUCCAAUGCUAUUUACAAAAUUAUCCAGAUUCCCACAGCUUUCAACUUAAAAUUACAAAUCUAAAAUAAUUUGCACAUUAUAGAUAGAAAUCUGAUGCUAAGCUGUCUGAUUAUGCAUGAUUUUAAACAAUUUGAGUGGCAAAUACAUUACAAUGUACCAGUGAUUAAACUGAACUUAAAAACAUCAAUAGUAUCAUUACUGCACUUAA